Oreochromis niloticus (Nile tilapia) is the source of this 1733-nucleotide messenger RNA. It is a transcript of the gene trappc2, whose product is annotated as trafficking protein particle complex subunit 2. The record is from RefSeq and is a predicted model, not a curated record. Gene Ontology annotation, biological process: endoplasmic reticulum to Golgi vesicle-mediated transport. Lineage: Eukaryota; Metazoa; Chordata; Actinopteri; Cichliformes; Cichlidae. The transcript has 5 exons. The coding region runs from base 186 to 608 and encodes 140 amino acids.
GUGUUUCAUAUAGCGUUGUUUCUAAAAGUGCAGUAGAAAAUAAUUAUCAUUUAAAAGAUUUAGUACAAAAAAGUUUCGCUACUUUAUUAUGUCAUCAUUUUGCGACUGCUGUUCUUGCGAUCCAGGAAACGCAACUAACAGGGAUUAAUUUCAGAUCAGUUUAUCUUUGCUAAGAGGAGAAGACGAUGUCUGGAAGCUUUUACUUUGUCAUGGUUGGUCAUCAUGACAAUCCUGUGUUUGAGAUGGAGUUCCUGCCAGCUGGGAAGCCCGAAUCAAAGGAUGAUCAUCGUCACCUAAAUCAGUUCAUUGCACAUGCAGCCCUGGAUUUGGUGGAUGAAAAUAUGUGGCUGUCCAACAAUAUGUACUUGAAAACUGUGGACAAAUUCAACGAGUGGUUUGUUUCUGCAUUUGUCACUGCAGGACAUAUAAGAUUCAUCAUGCUGCACGACGUGCGACAAGAAGAUGGAAUCAAAAACUUUUUUAACGACGUCUAUGAUUUAUACAUCAAGUUUGCAAUGAAUCCAUUCUAUGAAAUCAACGCGCCCAUCCGCUCAACUGCUUUUGAGAGGAAAGUCCAGUUCCUUGGGAAGAAGCAUCUCCUGAGUUAAUCACUUCACACAAAAAUUUCAAGUGUCUUUAUGUUGUAUAUAGUUGUUUCUGUUCUUCUUUAAAAAUCUUCAAUGUGUUCAGAACAAAAGUGUAUUUGUAUAAACAGUGUUUUGCUUUGUGGGUGUGUGUUUUGUUUUUUUAAUAGAGUGGAUGUGGCUGCUUUGUGUGACAUUAUGGCUUCAAAUUUCAUGUGCAUUGCAAAAAUAUCCAGAAAGAAAAUAUCUAUAAAUUAGUGUUGCCUCACUGCAGAGCAUAGUCAGUUACGUUCAUAGGAAAUAUUAAAACUGAUUUAUCAGCUGGAUUCCAGUUUACAAAACAUGCAUAACAGGCAAAUUUCAGGGGGUUUAUUCAUCAUUUGGCAUGCCAGUAGUACAACUUUGAAAGAAGAAAAAAUGACACUUAAACAUAUGGUUCACAUUUUUAAAUAACUAUGGGGAGACUUUCAACUUGAAAAUAUAUUUUAAAAAUAAGUGCAUUAAUUAGCUAAAUAAUCCCAUCAAUGAAAAAAAUGUCACUACUCCAUUAUUUAUUCUGCUUAUAGUUAGAUUCAUCUUUUUUUCCAAUGAUAAAAAAAACUUACAAAAUACAAAAGUUUCCAGAAACAUAAAUAUUCCAAAUGCCAUGCAUGUUAAAUUUAUUUUAAUAUUUCAGGGAAUUAAUUCAUCCCUCAUUGCUUUCAACACACAGCCAUAAUCUAUCCACAAUGCAGAAUGUGCACAAACAAGACCUAAAUGUGCAUUAAUAACAAGCUUCAAUUUGUUAGUCAUACAAAGUAGUUCCUUAGGUACCUCAUAAUUUUCAGAAAUAAGUUUAUUGGUAAAUACGUUAUUUCAAUUCUGCAGUUAUUUCAUUACUAUCGUGUCACCAUUCUGCAUUACAAUAUUAGGGAGUGGAGUGUAGAGACCCUACAGUAAUUGCACUCUCCAGGUUGCACAUAUCUAAACAAAUAUUUAAAAAAAAUAAUGGAAUCAUUUAACCUUUUGAAAAAUACUCUAAUUUAUAACUAUAAGUUGUCUUGGGUCAACACAAAAUGUUUUUUUUCCCGUAAGCCUGACUUAAUGGCCUUUGGCAGUGUUGAGUCAAGUGCUUUUAAUUGUAUUUGUAAUGACACUAGCAUUAAUUUA